This is a messenger RNA of Cucumis melo (muskmelon), 405 nucleotides long. Its product is annotated as pectinesterase inhibitor-like. Lineage: Eukaryota; Viridiplantae; Streptophyta; Magnoliopsida; Cucurbitales; Cucurbitaceae. Gene Ontology annotation, biological process: negative regulation of catalytic activity. The record is from RefSeq and is a predicted model, not a curated record. Gene Ontology annotation, molecular function: pectinesterase inhibitor activity. The transcript is spliced from 2 exons. Bases 1 to 405 code for a protein of 134 amino acids.
AUGUCCAAGGAGGAUGUACGUGCAUCACGACUUGCUCGCUCAUUAGACGUAGGCAUGGAUCAAGCAGAUUUAAGAGAAAGAGGGGAAGCUAGCUGCACUGCAAAUUUAAAAGGCUUGGCUGUAUACACCUUAAACCUUGCCCAUACAAAUGCUCGCAAAUCUUUGACCCUAGCCAACUCAUUGGCAAAAACCACCACCAAUCCUCAACUUAAGCAACGAUAUUCGUCUUGUGCUAAGAGCUAUGAUGAAGCUGUUGGUAACAUAGAAAAUGCUCUAAAGGACUUGGCACUUGGUGACUUUAAUGGUGUCAAUAUUGUAACUUCUAGUGCCAUGACCGAGAUUGAUGAUUGUCAGGAUAAGUUUAUGCAACCACCGAAAGGAUACGUCGUUGCUUUUGAAGAAUAA